Messenger RNA from Osmia lignaria (orchard mason bee), 4006 nucleotides. RefSeq names its product septate junction protein lachesin (gene Lac). NCBI's taxonomy places the organism in Eukaryota, Metazoa, Arthropoda, Insecta, Hymenoptera, Megachilidae. The record is from RefSeq and is a predicted model, not a curated record. Gene Ontology annotation, cellular component: neuron projection.
AUGUAGCGUCAUUCGCCAUACUUAUUUUCAGUGAAGGCGGUAUUGGGUGUGUCAUAAUGAAGAUUAUGUAUAUAAUUUUGGUGUUUGUCUUUUUACAAGCAGUUAGUGGACAACGUACACCAACCAUAUCCCAUAUAACUCAAGAGCAAAUUAAAGAUAUUGGAGAGAGUGUUGAAUUUCGUUGCUCUGUUCAAUAUGCACAAGAUUUCCCAGUAAUUUGGAUAAAAAUUAAUAAAGAUAGCGCGAAUGAUCAGUUACCUCUUUCGCAUGGUAGUUCAUUAAUCAUAACAGACACAAGAUUUGCUCUGAAACACGAUGAGGCAACAUCUACCUUUAUAUUACAGGUGAAAGACAUACAGGAAACUGAUGCUGGAUUUUAUCAAUGCAAAGUUUUAAUAUCCUUAAAUAAUUAUGUAACUGCAAAUGUUGAACUGCAAGUUCGCAGACCACCUGUUAUUAGUGAUAAUUCUACUAGAUCUCUUGUAGUUAGCGAAGGACAACCUGUGCAACUUGACUGUUACGCAGGUGGAUUUCCUUCGCCUAGAAUCUCAUGGCGUAGAGAAAACAAUGCUAUUUUACCAACUGGUGGAUCAAUUUAUCGUGGGAAUACAUUGAAGAUUUCGGCAAUUCGUAAAGAAGAUCGCGGAACGUAUUAUUGCGUUGCCGAAAACGGAGUAGGACGAGGUGCUAGACGUAACAUUAACGUGGAAGUUGAAUUCGCACCUGUGAUCACGGCACCCAGACCACGACUUGGUCAAGCUUUACAAUAUGACAUGGAUUUGGAAUGUCACGUAGAAGCUUAUCCUCCACCAGCUAUCAUAUGGUUAAAGGAUGAUGUUCAAUUGUCGAAUAACCAGCAUUAUAGCAUAUCACACUUUGCAACUGCAGAUCAGUAUACUGAUACAACCAUCAGGGUGAUAACAGUUGAAAAGAGACAAUAUGGAGAAUAUGUUUGCAGAGCUGCUAAUAAAUUAGGAACUGCAGAAACAACGGUCGAACUGUUUGAAACAUCUGUCCCUGUGUGUCCACCAGCUUGUGGUCAAGCUAUUUAUUAUGGGGCUGGAGUAGAACGAGUUUCUUCAGGACUUUUGGUAGUCUUAGUUUUAUUUAUUACGGUUUCUCUGAGAAAUUUCCACUCCCAAUAUUAAUUAUCCCGGACUUCAAUGGGCAACAGCAAGUCGAUGCAGCUCCUCCAAAUGGUUGCUGUUAUUACUAUCAGGGUUGGGAAAGUUACUUUAUAAAAAUAUCUAGUUACACUUACAGUUUUUUCGCUAAAAGUGUAACUAGUUACAGUUACAAGUUACCAAUUCUAAAAAGUAACUCGUUACAGUUACAGUUAUUGAAGAAAAGUAACGAGUUACUUGACAGUUUUUGGAAUAAAAAUAUGUAAAAGGAUCCCGGACCACUGAUAAAUUUAUUUUCUUGCUACAAUUAUAAUUCUAUAAAGUUACGCAUAAUACUCAAUAAUACCUAAUAUUUUACUCAAAAUUUUAAUAAAAGUUUUUAUUACAUUUUAACAGUAUUUGGUAUUGAAUUAUGUCAUCAAGGAGGAGUCCUCUUUGUGGCGUUAUGACGGAACCACCGACGCUAAACAUCCGUUCAACAGAUGCACUACGCGGAAGUGCCGUGUUAUAUUUUAUAAAAUGUUUCUUGAUUGCACUGUUUAACAUACUGAUAUUGCAGUUACUCGAUUUUAAGAAUCGAUACAAUUCUUCUUGUACGGACUCAAUUUCAUUGGUUUGCUUGUUAAAAGCAAAAGAAUCAUCGUAGUCGUCGAGAUUUUGUUCAAGAAUUGGAGAACUCUCAGCAGAACGGAUUCCUAAUAAAUCUUCUAAAUAGAGACAUUUUUCGUUUUAUUAUGAAGAUCGAAAUAUAUAUAAAGUAACUUUUAAACUAACUAUUAAAACAGUUACUAGCUAUCAAAAAUAUGUAACAAAAGUUAAGUUAGAGUUACCGAAAAUAAGUAACUGUAACUGUAACUUCGUUAAAAAUAACGAGUUACUUCCCAACCCUGACUAUGGUUUACCAUUUUUCAUAAAUACUAUACAUAAUAUUAUAUUAUACAUACAUAAAUCUAGGGGCCUGAUUUGUUUUUGACUCUUUCUAGAUAAUUAUUUUUAUAGUUAUUUACAAACGAAAUUAAUUGACGAUUAGCGAAUAUAACGAAAUUCUUAGGGGCCAGCAAUAUAAUGCAUGUUGGCAAGGUACAAACUUACAUUCCAGAUAAAGUACACAGUUAUGCCUAGUUAAAAGGAAGAAAAUUAAUAUUACCGAGUACCAAUAGUUUGAUAUAUAUCCUUACUAAUAUAUAAAAGUGAAAAUGCUGAUCGUUAUUUCCUCUUUCACAAUUAAACGGCUAAACGGAUUUUAAUGAAAUUUGCACUGUUGGAGAGCUUAUUCUUUCAAGAUGGCCAUAGGCUAACAAAGAAGCAUUAAAGAAUUAGUUUGGUAAUACUCGGCAUUGCAACCUAGACUUUUUUUUUUGGCAUUCGUUUUCUUAUUCAUGUGUUACGUUGCACUUGCCAAGUGGAAACCGUCAUGUUUUAGAAAUGUAACAAGAUCGACUUACCAAAUCGCUGUUUUAAUAAUACAAGAUAAUAUAAUAGCUUGCUAAGGUUUCUGUGUUCGCCUGAUGAUUUCUAAAACACCAAAGAAUGAUAAGACUUUUGCCGAUCUCGCACCCGUCGCGGCGAAAAUUGAACCAAACGAAACGAGAACAUUCCUUUGUUCAAAUUUGUCGUUAGAUCCUUUCGUCAGGCAAUUUCUUGGAAUUUCCGAUAGUGUUUAUUGUCUUAAACGACCCUUGAUUUCAAACGUCGUUCGCUUUCGUAAGGGUUCUCAUUCCUUUCUGUCAUUGUUUAAAUACAUUUACAUUCGUCCACUUUUUCAUACUAUCAUUUUGUUCAUAUAACAAUGAUCCUUGUUGGAUCGGCUGAGAGAGAAAGAGCGUUCUACAAAAGAAGUUAUCAUGGUCUUCCUAUUUCUACUCAAUUAAUCGGGAAAAUUCCCGUAAUGCGAAGCACUGGUGUUUACGCUAACGUCUAUGUUUCCCUCGAGCGAACUCAAGUUUUUGUGCGUUGAGAUGUGUUACAAAUACUAUUGAAAACUAUUAUAAACUCAAACUCUCCCUUGUACAUCCUCACAUUGAGAAAUUCUCGUAACCCAAAAGGGCUUGAUAAGGGACGCAAAGCGGAUAAAUUUCAAUUUUUCGCCGGGGCGUAACACAUGUCGUAUUAGAUGACAAAGAAAUAUUUGUCAUUAAAAUAAAAAAAAUGCGCGAACACUCUCCAAACGUCACUGCUGUUAAUCUAAAGAGGAACAAAUGAUCAGACACUUGCACUUUUAUAUAUUAGUAAGGAAGUAGGGAUAAUAAUAGUUGAUUAAAAUUCCCGGGCAGAGCCGGGUAACGCAGCUAGUUAUAGAUAUGUAUAUUAUAUCAUCUUUUUCAUAUAUCAGUGCAACUGAUAAACACGAACGAAGUGAUUGAUAAUAAUGUUACGAAUAUAUUAUAUAUAGGUAUAUACAUAUAACGAUGCAGCCUUCCAGACAGUUCUGGUAGGAGCUCAAAAGUGCAGCAAUACAAUUUAAAUACUUGUUAAUGCUCUAUUAGAAGAAUUGGAAAUAAUAUUAAUAAUAACGAUACUCUAUAGCUACCAUGUUAUGUAAAGUUCGGCAAACGAGAAGGGAAAAAUGAAAUGUUAGUGUAUCACGAUCACGAUGCGAAGCAUGUAAUUUGUUUUAGAUCUAGAUUUAAUGGUUAUAUAUUGUAGAUGAAAUUAUUUAUACGAUCUGAACUAGAAUAUUUUAUAUCGUGUGUUAUUAAGCGCAUAGACUGCAUACUCAUAACAGGGAUCUUUCGUCGUCUCGUCGAGACAAACAUGCGGUACUAUAAGCACAGAUGAACCUAGAAUCUCAAGUAUGUAAGAUUUUUGAUGACCUUUUUACGAGUUUGCAAUUUUAUAUUUACCUUUAGACUAAUAUGGAUUUUAAUAAAUGAAAAUUUCAA